Talaromyces proteolyticus is the source of this 1539-nucleotide messenger RNA. Its product is annotated as putative C6 finger domain protein. Gene Ontology annotation, cellular component: nucleus. The record is from RefSeq and is a predicted model, not a curated record. Bases 1 to 1539 code for a protein of 512 amino acids. NCBI's taxonomy places the organism in Eukaryota, Fungi, Ascomycota, Eurotiomycetes, Eurotiales, Trichocomaceae. The transcript has 4 exons. Gene Ontology annotation, biological process: positive regulation of transcription by RNA polymerase II. Gene Ontology annotation, molecular function: transcription cis-regulatory region binding; DNA-binding transcription factor activity, RNA polymerase II-specific; zinc ion binding.
AUGUCUCGGUCGUUUACAGGCUGCAAGCGAUGCAAAGCAAGAAGGCAAAAAUGUGACGAGCAACAUCCUGAAUGCGGCCGAUGCAAGGCGGCUGGAGUGCAAUGCAGAUAUGCAAUGCAGCUGCAGUGGGGAGGACGCACAUUCUCGCGCUCGAGGUUCGGAGCUUGUGUUGGGCCUGGGGGGAUGCAGAGAUUAGAGUAUUCGCCCGGUGAAUUCGUUUAUACCACCGUGAACAGCGGAAAAUUAGUCUCCGUAAAAUCCGAAACCCCAGCGUCAUCUUCCCCCUCCUCCUCGUCAUCUCCCGACCUCCCUCUUGUCCGACAGGUCGACCCAUUUCCAUCGUUACCGCCUACCCAAAAAGCCCUGUUGCAACAUUUCAUCCGCGAUGCGUCACAUGUCACAUCAUGCCAUCCAGGUAUGCAGGAUGAAAUCUGCAAAAUGAUCGUUCCCAUGGCUUUACAAACACCGUCACUUCUAUACGCUACGAUGGCACUAUCUGCCAUUCAUCUAGAGGCGGUAAAUAAUCAGUCCGAGACGGUCAAGGCCGCGCCAGAUAUUGCUAGGUUGAUGGCCCGAAGUUUAGAGCAUUUUCGAAUCGAGCUUCAAGACCCAAGUCGCAAAGGAUCCGAUGCACUUUUGGCGACGGCACGCACACUUUGUCUGGCUGAAAUCCAUUCGGGCGCCAUCCAGCCAAACACAUGGAGAGCACACGUUGAAGGCGCCAAGGCUUUGAUGACCACCACGAAGUCAUCAACUACUCCGAAUACCGCUUUCCGCAAGUAUCUCGACCGUUGGUACAGAUCCAUCGUGGCUUUAUCUGCUCUGAACGGGAAUGGGCCUCCAAUUGGUGCGAGUACUGCCGAAUCGAUACAAAGUGAUAGCUUUGUAACCGAUGGUCCUGACUACUUGGACGAUUAUUGGGGGUUUACCGUUCACCUAGCAGCUAUCUUUCGCGAAAUUGGCAUCAUUGCUUGGCAACGGCAUCAGAAUGACGACACGUCACGACAAUUGAAAAGCGAAGAUGAAGACUUUGAAGAGCGCGCAGCAACCUUGGAAAAGAUGGUGCUUGGCAUGAUAGACCGUUAUUCCGGAGACAACCAAACCGUGUUUUAUCCUGGAGUAGUAGAAAGGCUGACUGACGACUCUAUCCGAGAAUUCAUGCUGUGUAACGAGGCCUUCCAACAUACAGCGCUGAUUCACAUCCACCGCCGAGUACGCAAGGUACCUGCCUCGUCACCAGAGGUCCAAUACUCUGUCAAGCGAAUUUUGGCAUGCACGUCGCAGAUUGUUCCGAAGAGUGGUCUCAGUCCGUGGGUCAUGUUGACGACACCACUGUUCACAGCUGGCUGUGAGGCUUUGGGCGAGGAUCGCGAAGCAUUCAAGCAGCUGUUCCUUUCCUUACAUGACACAACACGGAUUCCCAACGUCCUUCAAUCAUUAAGUUUCUUAGAGGCUUAUUGGGCGGAAGAUGAUAAGAAUGUGGAUGAAGAUUGGAGCCAUUUUCUUGAUAGGAUGAACUUUGACUUCAUCCCCUAUUAG